Molecule: messenger RNA, 792 nt
Organism: Trichosporon asahii var. asahii CBS 2479
Lineage: Eukaryota; Fungi; Basidiomycota; Tremellomycetes; Trichosporonales; Trichosporonaceae
Exons: 5
Coding region: 1-792 (263 amino acids)
Biological process (GO): very long-chain fatty acid biosynthetic process
Molecular function (GO): oxidoreductase activity, acting on the CH-CH group of donors
Source: RefSeq, a predicted model, not a curated record
AUGGUCCAGGUCACCGUCCAGCUUAAGGGCGCAAAGCCCGUCGAGCUCAACCUCGACGGCACCGUUCACCAGGUCACCGUCGCCGACGUCAAGCGCGGCGUCCAGAAGCAGGUCACUAAGUUCGUGCCCAACCGCCAGCGCCUCACCCUCGUUCCUACCGGCAAGGAGAAGCCGACCGCCCUCACCGAGGACAACAAGAGCCUCGCCGACUACGGUCUGUCUGGCAGCAAUGUCACUAUCCGCCUUAAGGACCUGGGCUACCAGGUUGCCUACCGCGCUCUCUAUCUUUGGGAAUACCUCUCGCAGAAGAUCUACGGCCCGUAUGAGCCCUCGACUCUGCAGCUCUGUGCGUACUACUGGGGCAUUACCGGCGGCCUGAUCGGCCUCACGCUCUACCGCCCGGCCUACGGUGCCAAGGCGCUUAAGGGCACUCUCCUCGACAACCCCAAGUGGAUCGGUUUCUGGACCGCGUUCAUCAUCAUCAACGAGCUCCUCAACCUGAACACUCACCUGCACCAGGCAUCCAUUCGCACGCCCCCCGGCGUCAAGCGCAAGUACCCCACCGGCUUCGGCUUCCAGUGGAUCGUGUGCGCCAACUACUUCUUCGAGACCAUGGGCGUCCUCGGCAUGGUCAUCAUGACUGGCGGCGACAUCGGCACCAUCGUCUACCUCGCCAUCGCGUCCUACUUCAUGGGCACCUGGGCCAAGGGCAAGUACAGGCGUUACAAGAAGGAGCAGGACCCCAAGGUCUUCCCCGGCCGCCGCUGGAUCUACAUCCCCGGCCUGUUCUAA